AUGAGUCAGGUGCCGAGGAGGGACCUGUGGAUCGACGGACGCUGGCAGCGGCCAGCGGCAGGGGGGCGCAUCGACGUGGUGUCGCCGGCGACGGAGGAGGUCAUCGGGAGCAUCCCUGCGGGAACUGCAGAGGAUGUCGACCGGGCCGUGGCGGCUGCGCGCUCGGCGUUCAGGGCGGGUCCGUGGGGUUCCACGACGGGGAGGCAGCGCGCGUCCGUCCUGCGGUCCAUCGCGGCGGAGAUACUGCGCAGGAAGGACCAGCUCGCCGUUUGGGAGACGGCGGAUUGCGGCAAGCCCCUGGACGAGAGCAAGUGGGACAUAGACGACGCGUCCGCGUGCUUCGAGUACUACGCCGACCUCGCAGAGCGGCUCGACGGCGAGCAGUACAAGCCCGUGGCGCUGCCGAUGAAGGACUUCUCCUGCCACCUGCGCAAGGAGCCCGUCGGCGUGGUCGGGCUCAUUACGCCCUGGAACUACCCCCUCCUGAUGGCGGUCUGGGGCGUCGCCGCCGCACUCGCCGCCGGCUGCACCGUCGUCCUGAAGCCGAGCGAGCUCGCGAGCGUCACGUGUCUGGAGCUGGGCGAGCUCUGCUGCGCUGCGGGGCUCCCGGCAGGCGCGCUGAACGUGGUGUCAGGCGACGGCCCCGCCGCGGGCGCGCCGCUCGCCGCGCACCGCCACGUGGCCAAGGUGUCGUUCACCGGCUCCGUCGCGUCCGGCGGCGCCGUGGCGCGCGCGGCGGCCGCGAACGCAGCGGGCGGGCCGCGCCCCGCGACGAUGGAGCUGGGCGGCAAGUCCGCCCUCAUCGUCUUCGACGACGCCGACGUCGACAACGCCGUCGAAUGGUGCAUGUUCGGGUGCUUCUGGACGAACGGCCAGAUCUGCUCCGCGACCUCGCGCCUCCUCGUCCACGAGAGCAUCGCGGACAGGUUCUACCGGCGGCUCAAGGCCCGCGCUGAGUCAAUACAGGCCGGGGAUCCGAUGGCGGAGGGUUGCCGCCUAGGACCCGUCGUGAGCCGGCGGCAGUACGAGAAAGUCAUGGGCAUGAUCGCGGCCGGGCGGCGCGCGGGCGCGCAGGUGCUGACGGGGGGCGGGCGGCCGCCGCGUGUCGGUCCCCGGGGGUUCUUCGUGGCGCCGACAGUACUGACCGGAGUCAGGUCUGACAACGUGGUGUGGCGCGAGGAGAUCUUCGGGCCCGUGCUGGCCGCGGCGACCUUCCGGACCGAGGACGAGGCUGUGGCGAUGGCGAACGAUUCGGAGUUGGGGUUGGCGGGCGCGGUGAUCUCCCAGGAUCUCGCGCGGUGCCAGCGCGUGGCCAGGCGGCUCGAGGCGGGGAUCGUGUGGGUGAACUGCAGCCAGCCGUGCUUCGCGCAGGCGCCCUGGGGCGGCAUGAAGAACAGCGGGUACGGGCGGCACCUGGGGGAGGCGGGGAUGGAGAACUACCUGCAGCUGAAGCAGAUCACGGAGUACCUCGUGCCUGAGGAGGUCUGGGACUGGUAUCCUCAAAACAAUGUUUCUGCCGGGCCUGUGAGCAAGAUGUGA
Messenger RNA from Pedinophyceae sp. YPF-701, 1539 nucleotides. The record is from the annotation of a GenBank genome assembly. Lineage: Eukaryota; Viridiplantae; Chlorophyta; Pedinophyceae.